CGCUGCACCACCGCGCCUAGACGUGGGAGCACCCUCUGCUUGCCAGCGCGUGGCCUGGAAUAUGGCUAGGUGGCCUCGGGACCUGCACUCCAAGAUCCAACCUUGAUCGACUCCCAGUUCUGUAUCCCUCUCUCGAUCGCUAUAAAUCCCGGGACGAUCUCGUGAUGUUGGAUAAGCACAACCAGCAGCUGUAGAUCGACCAUCUGAUCCUACCACUCACUAGCAGAUCGAGCAGAGAAUCGGUGAGCAAUGGAGGCGACCAAGGAGAGGCGGGAGCAGCAGCAGCAGCGGAAGGCCGCCGGCGCCGGCGAGGACGGCGACUCGGUGCAGCUGCCGACGGAGACGAGCCCGUACGUGCAGUACAACAAGGACGACGGCCUGGAGGACUACAAGAUGCGUGCCUACGGCGCCAAAGGCCACCUCCCCGUCUCCGACCUCCCCCACGGCGGCACCGGCACCGACGCGCCCACCAUCCCCGGCACCGCCCUCCCCACUCAGCAACUGAACCUGCAUGGGCGCCAGCAGCCGCAGCGUGGGCAAGGUGGGGACGCUGGCGCUGGCCGCGCCGACGAGGCGGCCACCGACACCAUCAACCGCCACGGCGUGCCGUAGUUCGAUCGUAGCUGGCUAGCUUGAUCCAGGCAGUGUUCAGUGUGCCACAUGGAAAAACAAUAAAGUUUGCUUUCAGCUCCUACUUGUUGCUCGAAAAAUAAGAAUCUCAUUGCUGGUUUGUCGCUGAUGAUGGAUCAGCCUGCCUAACCCCUAUUUGCAAUGGAAAAUUGGCCUGCGAAUAUUAUUUUGCUC
Lolium perenne is the source of this 804-nucleotide messenger RNA. RefSeq lists its product as uncharacterized. The record is from RefSeq and is a predicted model, not a curated record. Lineage: Eukaryota; Viridiplantae; Streptophyta; Magnoliopsida; Poales; Poaceae.